ACGUUCCGGCGUGAAUGAACGAACCGUAUAUCUCGCGCCUCGCAGCUCGCAUCCGGCCUCCCCCAACAAACCACGUCUACUCACCCUCAGUCUCUCCCUCAAAGAAACCAAUACCUCGGCUCCAAAGCGGAGUGAUCAGCAGUGACCAAUGCACCCUAAGGCCAGAGACACGAAGACCCUUUCGCUGCCUGGGCGCCGGAAGCACCGCGUUCGGAAGGGCGUUGCCGAUGUGUUGGGCGCACUGGGCCUACGUGGUGCCGGAGAAGAGGGUAGGGCUAUGCAACCGAAAGCUCUAGAUUUGUUCCAUGCAGUUAACACUGGCUCUCUCCCUGCAGGAAGCGUGACAAGCACCCCAUCUCUUGUUUCACGCUCCGCCAACGAGGACCUCUCGGACACGCAGUCCUCGCACUCCACCGACCCCGACAUGUCUAUCCUCAGCAACCUCAAGAAGGCGCACCAUAAAAGCGCGCCCGCCCCCACCAGCAACCCCCGACCUCAGCAAAAGCCCUCCCAACCCACCCCCAAGAGAACCACCUCUGUGCCUUCUGCCAAGAACGAGCCAGACAGGAUGUCGGUCAACUCUAUCCCCGCAACCCUCGUCUCCGACACGACGAUAGCCCAAGAGGACUCCACCCUCGGCAUGCUCAACAAGGCCAAGGCCUCGGUGCGGAAUAAGUCGCCUCCCCCCCGCAGCAGGCAGUCCACCACUGUCCACGAUGCUGUGCGGUCGCUCAGGAUAAAAUUGGAGGAGGAGAUCAAGUCGUCGAAUGACGCAUGGCUGGCCACUGGCCUCGCCAUUGAGGGCUUCCUCAACUACAUUGGUGCGGAGCGGUUGAGGCGCAUGCCCGCCAAGGGCAGCAGGUGGGACAAGAUUCUCAAGUGGGCUGAGGAUUUCGCCAUCACCCUUUCCCUGUUCGAGGAGGCGGUUGAGUCUACCAUUGCUUCCAGCAAGGAGGCCGUAGAACUCAUCUUGGGAUGCCUCCAGCUCCUUCUCCAGUUGGGCCCCAGCCAGGGCGUAGCCAUGGAGAGGGCUUUCUCCAUUUUCCACGAGUACGGCCUCAUCUUUGGCUUCUACAUCAAGAACUACGGGCUUCUGCGCUCCAUUCCUGAGACUCGCCAGGAGAUGAGCUUCGCUUUGGCCGACAUGGUCAACCUGGUCGUCGAGAUUACCGUUCACUACCGGAAGAGCAUCCGGACCAUGUCGGCGGAGAUGGUCACGGUCGACUUCACCAUAACUUUUGGCUCUCAGAUGGAGUCGUUUAUCCUGCGCAGGGACAGGAUUACCGACCACAUGUGGACCUACCAACUGAAGCACUCCCCAGAGAUUACUGAAAUCCAAGUCUCUAUCGAGUCUAUCCGCCAGUGGCUGCUGCCCCAGGACCGUACCCUGCAGGCUCUGUCUACCAGGCGCGGAGCUGCUCGCGCCUCCCGCGCCGAGUUCACCUGCGAGUGGUUCGACAGAUGUCUCAUUGACUUCUUCCGCAGCAGGGACGGUGUCUUGACCGUCAGUGCCGAAACCGGUGCCGGCAAGACUGCCCUCCACGGUUGGAUUUUGGAGCGUCUGCAGAGGCCCGUCAGCCGCAGGACUUACUCCGCCGUUGGGGCUUCUAUCAGCACCCAGACUCCUGCUCUUGCGACGCAGAUCAACCUGAUCAAGGAGCUGCUCGUGCAACUGUUGGACCAGAACGUUGGCAAUGUUGCCCUUUACAGGUGCCUUGCCAACGUGCUCGAGCUCGACUCCAACACCACCAGCGAGGCUGACGCCGAGGAUGCCCUUUGGUACACCCUCGAGACUGCCAUCAAGCCUUGCAAGAACAUUGUUCUCGUCAUUGACGGCCUCGAUGCCCUCCAGGGCGAGGAGGUUGACAAGCUGGAGGCUUUCGAGAGGCUGCACGACAUUGCGAGCAAGAAUAAGAAUGUCCGCGUCAUCGUUCUGACCCGGCCGUUCGCUGUUCCCUUCCCCAAGCCUACGCGCCAGGUCGUUAUGGAUUCUGAGCGCACGGCUGAGGAUGUCAAGCACAUCACUCGCGCAUUCCUCCAGACUCGGGGCUUCACCAACCCGCAUGAGAUCGAUGAGGUGGUUGAGGAAGUUGCUCAGCGCAGCAAGGGUUCCUUGACCUGGACCGACAUGACUCUGCAGCUGAUGCAGAAGGAGGCGAGCGUGCCUGACAUGCUCAACGCUGCCAAGCAAGUUCCUUCCACUCUUGCGGAGGUUCUCGACAAGCACAUCAGCACGCUUUCUCUCAAGGGCGAUGCCCGCCUUAUGCUCGGUUGGCUUCUGGUUGCCGACAGGCCGCUGACCACUGCCGAGGUGCAGACCCUGCUGGAGCUCAACAUCCAGAAGGGCACUCACCAGCCAAGGCCUACGAAUAUCGUCGAGGAUAUUCAGCGCUCUUGCGGCCCCCUGGUCACCGUGCAGGACAAGACUGUCCGUUUCCGCAAUGAGUCUGUGCGCCAGCACUUGCUGAACCUCAGCAAGGAAGGCAAGCAGCUGCUCAGCCCGGCCGAGGCCCACCGCGACCUCACCACCAGGCUUUUGUUGUACAACAAGGUUUGUGUUACGCGCAACACCGAGCCCUCCCUGGACAAGCUGCCGCGCAAGGAAGUUGCCUCCCUCUUCCAGUCCAACCCCCUGCUGGAGUACUCUGCUCGCAACUGGGUCAAGCACUUCAAGCUUUCCCCCUUCUUUGCCGAAGGCCAGCCGCAGCCUGCUACUCCUGAGCUGAAGAGCGUCUUCCCCAACUCCACCGUUCUUCCUCUCCUGGAGAAGAACUGCUGGGAUAAGCAGGCUCUGACCAGCAAGGUUAACGAUCUCCACGUCCUGGCUCUCCGCAUCCGUCAGAACGCUCUUGGCGAGAACAACCGCGCUGUCAUGCAGAACGCCAUCAACGUUGCUCAGUCGUGCGAGAAGCGCAAGAGCCCUAUCGAGGCCAGCAAGUACUACCACCAGGCUGCCAAGCUGGGCCAGAGUGUUCUCGGCAAGUCCAACGACCUCGCGGUCGCUUGCGCUGCUGCUUCGGUGAACUGCACUGAGGGCAUCGAGCAGAAGACCCGUACUGAGGACGUCGCUCGCCGCGAGGAAAUGCUCAGGUACAUUGUGGACACUGGCAAGCAGCAGCAGGGUGCCGCCAGCGACUUGGCUGCCAAGUACAAGACUAAGCUUGCUCAGCUGUACACGGACAUCCAGGAGAAUGAGAAGGCUGAGGACAUCUACCGCGAGAUGUACCAGACUACCGUCAAGCAGCACGGUGAAUUCUCGCGCGAGGCUAACACCGCGUCUGCUAAGCUCAGGACCGUUCUCGUCAAGGAGGACAGGCAUGAGGAUAUUGUUCAGUACACUCAGCCUAUCUUCGAGACUGCUGAGAGGAACCUGGAGAUCUUCGACAUUCGCCGUGUUGAGAUCACUCUCCGCAUGGCCGAGACCUACGAGGAGAAGCAGGAUCUGGUCCGUGCCGAGGAGCUUUACAUUGCUCUCUGGCGUGGCCUUAGCGAUCACUGCCGUACUCACGCUGCUGCCGCGGAUGCUCACGAGCGCAAGGUCCAGAUCAGUCUUGCGUAUGCGAACUUCCUCAAGAGGCACAACCGCCAGGCUGAGGCUGAGAACAUCCUCCACGGCGUCUGGCUCGACUACCAGCACCGUGACAACAAGAGCGACGGCCUUGUUAAGCAACUCAAGCACGUCGGUGAGGAGCUUUCGGCUAUGGGUAUCCUCGAGACUGCCAUCAGCGUCUUCAAGAACAUCUGGGGUCACUUCAAGAGCAACGGCAAGCAGACCUCUGCUGAGGCUGUUGCCACUGCUGUUGCUCUGGCUGAUACCGUGCAGCGCAAGGCCGAGUCCAUGAAGGCGAAGAAGGAGGCGGCCCGCGCGGUUGCUGGUCCUGACGUCAUCGAGGACGACAUCGAUAUCAGCGAUGAUGAGGGAGACGAAGAAGCCGAUGGCAUCAUGGACGAGGUCGUCGAAGCUGCUAUCGCGGCUCACACGGUUCCGGCGGCGCCCAAGCCCGGCGAGGUUGCUGAGAGCAAGGAGACUGCUCUGGAGACCUGCGAGAAGCUUUCGCUGUUCUACAUGAGCAAGGGCCGCUGGACUGAUGCGGUCAACGUUCUGCACAAGACGCUCCUGAAGCUCUGGCCCAACCUCGGUAUCGAGGGCAAGUAUGGCUUCCCCAAGUCCUACACUGCCGAGGCCAUCAAGCUUGCUCGCCGCCUCGCUCUGUGCCACACUGAGAGCAACCAGACGGAGCAGGCGGAGAAGAUCUAUGCCUUCCUGUUCCACUCUGCCCGCUCCAGCCUCAGCAUCCAGGAUGAGCUUGUCGUCGAAACUUCGAACGACUUGAUCGCCUUCUACGAGCGCACCAAGCAGUACAUCAAGAUUCUCCAAAUCCACGAGCUGCUGCUUGAGAGCUACCGCACUGCUUUGGGAUCUAGGAACCCGCUGACCAUCAAGACGCUCUACACCAUGGGUGACCUUUGCCUCAAGUACCACAUCAAGGGAGCUGACCGUUACUACUUCGAGGUGGUCAAGGCCCUCAAGGACAACACCGGCGUGCUCAGCAAGGAGUCCCUGCCUGCCUCGCUCAAGCUUUCCAAGAUCUACUAUGAGCAGAAGCGCUGGCAGGAGGCUCGCGUCGUGUAUGCCUCCCUCUGGGCCACGUUCACCAAGCACGGUAAGGAGUACGGUAUCACCCCUGAGACUGCUCAGGUCCUCUACAGGCGCUAUGUCACCAUCCUGGACACCCAUCUCAAGGUCGACAGCGAGGAGACUCGCCGUCUCGCUAUCGAGUACCGCGACACUUGCCACGAGGUCUAUGGACCCGACCACGUCAUCACCAUCCACGCCAACUUGCAGCUUGCGGAGGUCUACCGCAAUAGCCCCGAGCACCACGAGGAGGCCCUCAAGAUCUGCGAGACCGUGGUUGCCAAAGUCAACGAGACUCCUGAAAAGGCUAGGUCGGCGAGCCAGCUCACCAUUAUUGCGACUGCCAAGCGCCACCUUGCCGCGCUCUACUCCGCCCAGGCUAAAACUACCCCCGAGUCUACUGACAAGGCCGUCACGCUGUGGAAGGAGCAGUUCGAGGCGCACAAGAAGCAGCACGGUCCUUCGGGCAAGGUCACUCUGGCUACCCUGGCCGCGCUGGCUGCUGCGUACAGCAAGUCUGACAAGCCCGAACUGCACUCUGCCGCCAACAAGCAGCUCCAGUCCGCCACGGUCGAGGUGCUCACCACUGAGAAGGACUCCACCAAGCUAUUCGACUCCGCUGUUGCGCUCGCCAAGACGUUUAACGCCUGUAAGUACACCGAGCAGGGAUGGGCCUUGUUGCGCGAGCUGCGCCGCCAGAUUAUCGCCAAGGAGACCCGCGCUACUCACAAGUACAACGUCCCCCUUCCCGACUCUGUUGACCGCCGCUCGCUCGUCUUCGUCGCUGCCUUUGAGGGUACGCUUCGUGAUGAGGAGAACAAGGGAGGCUUCUCCGACGUCAUGACCGACUUGCUCACUGAGAGCAUCUUGCAUGACCGGUACCAGCUGUCCUUCAACCAGAAGAACAUCAGCCCAGAAAUCAAGCUGUUCGACGGUGCUCGUCUCUACACCUUCCUCAAGGGCAAGGAGCAAAGCGCUGAGCAGUGCGUUGCCGUUGAGAACGCCUUGUACGGCCUCUUCAUCGAGCAAGCCGGCGCCAACAUCAAGACUAGCCCCGAGGCCACUCGUGCUUUCUUGAUCACUGUGCUGGAGGAGCUGAGCAGGUACAGCCACCACGAGGAUCUGACGGUUGUUGCAUGCAUCGCCGGCACCAGCAAGGUUCGCGCCCUGCUGGAGCGCGAGCAGUUCGUGCAAGCGUACGAGAUUGCUCUGUGCUUGUACCAGUUUGUUUCUUCGCGUGGAGGCUUCAAGGACCCCAAGAACAUUGCCAGUAGCUUCAAGCUGUCUCUGUACCUUGCCGGUCUCGGAGUGCCGAAGACGAAUGACUUCAAGCUGCAGGCCAGGAUGGUCGAGCUGUCGACGACUGUCCUGCGCGAGACGCUGGCUGCCUGCAAGAGUCAGAACAUUGACCUCGUGCAGCUCCAGGCCAGUGAGCUCAACAACCUUGUUCGCCUGAUGGGCGAGCAGAAGAACUACAUCGAUCUCGAGGUGAGCUUGCCCCAAUUCCAACCCCUCUGAACCAUCAUACUAAUACGUUUUUUUACAGUGGCUUCUCACCCAGCUCUGGAACUCCCGUCUGGUGCAAGCCUCUUGGUCUGCGACC
Aplosporella prunicola CBS 121167 is the source of this 6239-nucleotide messenger RNA. RefSeq lists its product as uncharacterized. The coding region runs from base 149 to 6154 and encodes 2001 amino acids. NCBI's taxonomy places the organism in Eukaryota, Fungi, Ascomycota, Dothideomycetes, Botryosphaeriales, Aplosporellaceae. Gene Ontology annotation, molecular function: protein binding; ATP hydrolysis activity. The transcript is spliced from 3 exons. The record is from RefSeq and is a predicted model, not a curated record.